GAAUUGUUUUUUUUUUUUUUUUUAAAGGAAUUUCUUCAGCACUGUUUCAUUUCAGGGUUCCAAAUUUGUUAUUUCCAUUUUUUAUUAAUUAUAGUUCCCCUUAAAAACCAUAGUGGAGGAGCAGGUAGGGUGAAAAAUUAAUGUCGCAAGCUUGUGAAUAAAGGAACAGAAUGGGGAAGAGAUUAAACACUGAAAUAAAAAAAACAUCUGGCAUUAUAUACUAUACUUAGGACUCCCCUCAUAGCAGCCUAGCUGGUUGGGAAUUUUUUCUUCCCUAAUAUGUAGCAUAGAUUGCCCUUUAUCUUGUAUGAAUCACCCCCCAGGAAAAAAAUCCUGUGGGGAUGAAUUGAAGGGGAAAAACAGUCUCUGCAUUCAAGUUAAUUUUGUGAUCCUCUCCCCCAAUCCCCUCCAAAAUUGUAAGCUAAAUGAAGUUCCCCAUUCCUACCUGAAAAAGGAAUUGUGAGGGAGGUGAAUAAUCUCACCGGAACAGUGUGAACUAGGAAUCUUGAAUGUUUUCUCCCGUCUGCUGUGGCCUUGUCUUUCCAAAUCUCGAGUGCAGAAAUGGACAGCACCGGUCAAAACAAUCUGAAACGGAAUAAGUCUGAGAAGAAAUUAUUGAGGAAACAGAUCAAGGCCAGAAACACUUUAAUGAGGCAUGAGGGCAUUGAGUGUGUAUCGCACACCACAAAGAGCUUGGUCGUUGCCAAUGGAGGUCUGGGUAAUGGUGUGAAUAGACACCAACUGCUCAGGAUAGUAGAGGAAUGUGGAUUGGUGGAAGCACUCUUAAUGCCUCCAAAUAAACCGUAUUCAUUUAUGAAAUAUGGGUCGACAGAAGAAGCAAAGAAAGCCUACGACACUCUCAAUGGGAAAGAGAUAACACUGGAGGACUCCGACCAAAAUGUUACUCUGUAUGUUAACUUUGUGGAAAAAGUGCAUUGGGAGGACAUUAUACCUAUUAGCUUGCCUCCAGGCCUGAUGAUGGUUGAAGAGCUUGUGUCUCCUGAAGAAGAACAAAAGAUGUUGGAAAGUAUUGAUUGGACAGAAAAUGAAGUCAUUCAAAAUGCCCAGAAGUCUUUAAAACACAGAAGGGUAAAGCAUUUUGGAUAUGAGUUUCGAUAUGACAACAACAAUGUAGACAAAGAUAAACCAUUGCCUGGAGGGCUCCCGGGAAUUUGCAGGAUGCUUCUGGAGAAGUGCUUGAAGCAAGGAUAUAUCAAACAUAAACCCGAUCAGUUGACAAUAAACCAGUAUGAACCUGGACAAGGAAUUCCUCCUCAUAUUGAUACUCAUUCUGCUUUUGAGGAUGAAAUAACCUCUCUCAGUUUAGGAGCUGAGAUUGUGAUGGAUUUUAAGCACCCAGAUGGCCGUACAGUGGCGGUUAUGCUUCCUCAACGGAGUUUACUGGUGAUGACUGGAGAAUCUAGAUAUCUGUGGACUCAUGGGAUCACGCCUCGAAAGUUUGAUAUUGUUCAUGCAUCUGAGCGACAGAAAGUUGGAUCAGUCACUCCUGAUGUUGGGGAUUUGACAUUAAACAGGAGGGGAACAAGGACAUCGUUUACUUUUAGGAAAGUGAGGCGAAGCCCUUGCAAUUGCAUUUACCCUUCUGUAUGUGACAGUCAGCAAGGCCAUCAAAGAGAGGAAGCACCCUCAUUCCAUGACAGUGAGACAGAGGCCCCAAAGCUGGAACAAGAGUAUGUACACAAGGUGUAUGAAGAGAUCGCAACACACUUCAGCAGCACCAGGCAUAGUCCGUGGCCCCAAAUUGUUGAGUUUCUUAGGACUUUACCAAAAGGCUCUAUAGUGGCUGACGUAGGUUGUGGAAAUGGGAAAUAUCUCGGAAUCAACAAGGACUUGUACAUGGUGGCAGACCUGGAAAUCGAAGAGAUGCGUGCAUCACUGCAGGAUUGUUUUACAGAAGGACCUUGCUCAUCGCUGAUUUAUUCUUUUGAUAUUGGCUGUGAUCGUAGCCAAAACCUGGUGGACAUCUGUGGAGAAAAGAAAUUCCAGGCGUUUGUUUGUGACGCAUUGUCUGUGCCAGUUCGAAAUAGUUCUUGUGAUGCCUGCAUCUCCAUCGCUGUAAUCCACCAUUUUUCUACAGCAGAAAGAAGACUGGCUGCUGUCUGUGAAUUAGCCCGGCUCCUAAGGCCUGGCGGAAAGGCACUCAUUUAUGUCUGGGCAAUGGAACAAGAAUACAACAAACAGAAGUCAAAGUACCUUAAGGAAAAGAGAGAUAGUAAAGGGAAAGAAGAGGAAAUCAAUAGUGAUGUGGCCUGGGGAUUGUUCUGUGAUCAAACGCAUGACAACGGUAGCCAAGACUCAGCAUGUUCUGACCAAAUCCUUAAUGACUCUAAGGAUAAAGGCGGCAACGCAAAGCAGGUAAUUAACUCCAAGCUGCCUGUUCAUACUAACAGAACGUCCUUUCAUUCUCAAGAUGUGCUGGUUCCCUGGCACCUGAAAGGGGGCACUAACAAGAAAGGGGAAUGUGCCAAAGUCCUUCAGCUUCCAGCUGGUUCUAAGGAAUUGCAAGAAUUCAGUCCUGUUUUCCACCGCUAUUAUCAUGUGUUCUGUGAAGGAGAACUGGAAGCAGCCUGCAAAACCCUGGAUUGCAUAAGAAUUCAAAAGAGUUACUAUGAUCAGGGAAACUGGUGUGUGGUUCUUGAAAAACAGUAACCCGCUGAAAGAGAUGCUAUUUUCAGCCUAAAUCUUUGCCUGGGGUAGUACUGUGCAGAGGCAUUUUAAAACCCAUCCUGUAGUUGUUACUGCCUUUAAAAUUGUACAAUAAACACAGUUAUUUUAAGACAUUAGCCAAGGUUA
Chelonia mydas (Green sea turtle) is the source of this 2814-nucleotide messenger RNA. It is a transcript of the gene ALKBH8, whose product is annotated as alkB homolog 8, tRNA methyltransferase. Lineage: Eukaryota; Metazoa; Chordata; Testudines; Cheloniidae. Gene Ontology annotation, cellular component: cytoplasm; nucleus. Gene Ontology annotation, molecular function: S-adenosylmethionine-dependent methyltransferase activity; tRNA binding; 2-oxoglutarate-dependent dioxygenase activity. The transcript has 13 exons. Gene Ontology annotation, biological process: tRNA wobble uridine modification. The coding region runs from base 562 to 2670 and encodes 702 amino acids. The record is from RefSeq and is a predicted model, not a curated record.